AGGAACCUCCAGUUCUCCACGGAGACCAUCUACAAGGAAGCCUUCAACCUGAACUUUCGGAGGUGGACAGGGGACGCGGAGGACGAAAUGGAAGGGGCGCCGGAGCUGUGCGGCGGCGGCGGGCGCAGGCGCGCCGUGCCGGGAGCACCGCGGUGCACCGCUCGCCUCGCCGCCGGUGGUGCCGGCGGCGAUCUCGGAGGUGGCGGCCUCUCGGACGCGGACUUGGCGGCGCUGCGGCAGCGCAUCGACGGGCUCCGCGCCAUCGAGUCGGCGACCUGGCGCCGGGUGUCCGAGGGUGGCGGCGCCGUGCCCCCGGGCCGGCUGCGGGGCAGCCUCACCGCCCUGGGCGACGGCAGCCGCAGGCUCUGCCUGUUCGGGGGCGUGUCCACCGAGAGCGGCCGCAUGCUGAACUCGGAGCCGGGGCGCGGCGGCGAGGGGGACGGCCGCACAGGGGAGUGGCAUCGAGUCACGCCGCAGGGCGCGCUGCCACCAGGGCGGGCUCACCACGACGCCGUCGUGGUCGGUGGGCGAUGGCUUGUAGUGCACGGGGGCCUGCUUGAUAGCGGCUGCAGGGACGACGACACGUGGCGGCUUGAUUUGUGGGCCUCGCGCCCAGCGUGGGAGCAGCUGGGCUUAGGUCCUGUCGUGGGUAUGGCUGCACCCCGUCCGGUCCCUCGCUUCCAUCAUAGCCUCGUGACGACAGAGGACGGCAAGAUCGUCCUCUUCGGCGGGCACAGCUGGCAGCGCGAGGCGCUGGACGAUGCCUGGGUGAUGGACCUCGGUGAGGAGGGCAGCCUGCCGGCAUCUCUGACCCUGUGGCGAGAGAUCGGCGGGGCGCAGAGGCCCGAGGCUCGCGCCUAUCACGCCAUGUCGGCGGUUGGUCGGCAGGUGGUCGUGAGCGGGGGGGAGCUGCAGGACGGGGGUGGCAGCGCCGAGCUCUGGGCGCUCGACACGCGGACGGAGGAGUGGUGCCGCGUGGACGCCGGCGAGAGCGGCUGGGCGGCGGACGCGCGCGGCGGCGCUGGGCGGAUGCGCCACGCGACCUGCCACCUGGGCCACGGGGUCCUGGCCGUGUGCGGCGGCCACGGCGGGACGGCGUCGGAGCCGCGGCCCACGCGGUGCCAGGUGCUGCGGCUCGCGGAGGGGGGAGAGGCGCGCAUGAGCUGCAGGCUGCUCCAGAGGCUGCAGGGCUCCGCCGCAGCGCAGGCGGAGGAGCUCCCUCCAGGGGAGGCGGGGCCCCGGCUGGAGGCGACGCUGCUGCGGCUGCCAGAGGGGCCGCUGGUGCUCUUCGGUGGCAACACGGGGGAGCUCACCGACGAGUUCGGGGACGGUUAUCACCAGCGCGGCCCCGCGGAGACGCUGGUCGCGGACGUCGCAGGCGGUGGCGACCUCGGCGAGUGGCGCGAGGCCUCGCGCGGCGCCCCGAAGCUCUUCGCGGCGCUAGGCUGCUCCGUGGCUGCGCUGGCGGAGACGUCGGAGGUCGUUGUCGUAGACACGCCUGUGGGGUCGGGCCCAGUUCGUGUGCACGCGUUGAUGCUGCGCUGA
Prorocentrum cordatum is the source of this 1545-nucleotide messenger RNA. The record is from the annotation of a GenBank genome assembly. NCBI's taxonomy places the organism in Eukaryota, Dinophyceae, Prorocentrales, Prorocentraceae.